This is a messenger RNA of Acanthosepion pharaonis, 1992 nucleotides long. The record is from the annotation of a GenBank genome assembly. NCBI's taxonomy places the organism in Eukaryota, Metazoa, Mollusca, Cephalopoda, Sepiida, Sepiidae.
AUGGCAAAUCGUUGCCGUUUUCAACUUUGUUUAUAUUUGUUUACACAUCUCAAAAUCCUUGCACACUUAGUUUUUGGCUUUGCUAAUUUGAUUGUUUCUUUCUUUCUUCUCAUUUAUUUUUUCUUCCUUUUCUUUCUUUCUUUCUUUCUCUCUUUCUUUCUUUCUUCUUUCCUUCCUUUCUUUUUCCUUUCAUUUCAUUUUUCCUUUCCUUUUUCUUCGUCUCUGUUUUCUUUCUUUCUUUCUUUCUUUGUUUCUUUCUUUCUUUGUUUCUUUCUUUCUUCUCAUUUCAUUUUUUCUUUCCUUUUCCUUUUUUUCGUCUCUGUUUUUUCUUUCUUUUCUUUCUUUCUCCCUUUCUUACUUCCCUGCGUUGUUUAUUUCUUUCUUUUCUUUUUCUUCUCUGUCUUCUAUUUGUUUGUUUCUUUCUUUCUACUCCCCACUCUUUCUUUCUUUCUUUCUUUCUUUCUUUCAUUUUAUUUUUUGUCUCGAUUUUUCCUGCCUUUCUUAGACUCAUUCUUUCAAUUCAACAAAAAAACUGUUUCCUUUCGAAAGAAAUUUCGCCCAUGGUUGCAUAGACUGAUUGCACCUGAAAGGGGCAUUAUUCUCUUUUUCCUCUUAUUUUUUUUUCUGUCCCAUUCUCACAGACAAAAAAUCGAAAUGUCUUCGACCUUCUUCUUUUCAUCUUUUAUCAUCAUCUUCGUUUUCUUUUUCUUCUUCCUUUAUUUUCUUCGUCUUCACCAUCAUAAUUCUCUUCUUCUUCUUCAUCAUUUCUUAUCUUUCUCUUUCUUCUUUCUCUUCUUCCUCUUCAUCUUCUUUUUAUCUUUCUCUUUCUCCUUCUUCAUCGAAUCCUUCUCCAUAAUCUUCUUUUUCUUAUCUUUCUUCUUCUUCUUCUUCUUUCUUUCUUUCUUUCUUUCUAUCUAUCUAUCUAUCUAUCUAUCUAUCUAUCUAUCUAUCUAUCUAUCUCAGUCCGUUCUUUAUCUAUCUAUCUAUCUAUCUAUCUAUCUAUCUAUCUAUCUCAGUCCGUUCUUUAUCUAUCUAUCUAUCUAUCUAUCUAUCUAUCUAUCUAUCUAUCUAUCUUCUUCUUCAUCAUCUUCUUCUUCUUCUUCUUCUUCUUCUUUCUUUCUAUCUAUCUAUCUAUCUAUCUAUCUAUCUAUCUAUCUCAGUCCGUUCUAUAUCUAUCUAUCUAUCUAUCUAUCUAUCUAUCUAUCUAUCUCUAUCUAUCUAUCUAUCUAUCUAUGUCCGUUCUUUAUCUAUCUAUCUAUCUAUCUAUCUAUCUAUCUAUCUAUCUAUCUAUCUAUCUAUCUAUCUAUCUCAGUCUGUUCAUUAUCUAUCUAUCUAUCUAUCUAUCUAUCUAUCUAUCUAUCUAUCUAUCUAUCUCAGUCCGUUCUCUAUCUAUCUAUCUAUCUAUCUAUCUAUCUAUCUAUCUAUCUAUCUCCCCUAGCGUUUCACUUUCUUCAAGAAUACACCUUUCCUUCUUUUUCUAUUUUUCAUUUCAUUUCCUUCUUCUUUCUUUCUUUCUUUCUUUUUUACCUUUCAUUUUCAUCUUUCUUUCUUUCUUUCUUUCUUUCUUUCUUUCUUUUCUUUCUUACCUUUCAUUUUCAUCUUUCUUUCUUUAUUUCUUUCUUUCUUUUUUACCUUUCAUUUUCAUCUUUCUUUUUUCUUUCUUUCUUUCUUUCUUUCUUUCUUUUUCACCUUUCAUUUUCAUCUUUCUUUCUUUCUUUCUUUCUUUCUUUCUUUCUUUUUUACCUUUCAUUUUCAUCUUUCUUUUUUCUUUCUUUCUUUCUUUCUUUCUUUCUUUCUUUCUUUUUUACCUUUCAUUUUCAUCUUUCUUUCUUUCUUUCUUUCUUUCUUUCUUUCUUUUUUACCUUUCAUUUUCAUCUUUCUUUUUUCUUUCUUUCUUUCUUUCUUUCUUUCUUUCUUUCUUUCUUUCUUUCUUUUUUAGCUUUCAUUUUCAUCUUUCUUUUUUCUUUCUUUCUUUCUUUCUUUUUUCUUUGA